AUGGGUAAUCCUUUGGUGGCAAAAGAAAUGGGACAUGAUGUUAUAGUUGGGGCUUGGGAGGGAGAGGAGGGUGAAGCUGGGACGCUGGUCGACCCUCUCGGUCUGCCUCUCGACCUCCUGCCUCUCGACCUCCUGCCUCUCGACCUCCUGCCUCUCGACCUCCUGCCUCUCGACCUCCUGCCUCUCGACCUCCUGCCUCUCGAUCUACCUCUCGACCUCCUGCCUCUCUAUCUACCUCUCGACCUCCUGCCUCUCGACCUCCUGCCUCUCGACCUCCUGCCUCUCGACCUCCUGCCUCUCUAUCUACCUCUCGACCUCCUGCCUCUCUACCUCCUGCCUCUCGACCUCCUGCCUCUCGACCUACCUCUCGACCUCCUGCCUCUCUAUCUACCUCUCGACCUCCUGCCUCUCGACCUCCUGCCUCUCGACCUCCUGCCUCUCUACCUCCUGCCUCUCGACCUCCUGCCUCUCAUCUCCUCUCGACCUCCUGCCUCUCGACCUCCUGCCUCUCUACCUCCUGCCUCUCGACCUCCUGCCUCUCGACCUCCUGCCUCUCGACCUCCUGCCUCUCGACCUCCUGCCUCUCGACCUCCUGCCUCUCGCUCUACCUCUCGACCUCCUGCCUCUCUAUCUACCUCUCGACCUCCUGCUUCUCGACCUCCUGCCUCUCUAUCUACCUCUCGACCUCCUGCCUCUCGACCUCCAGCCGAUUCUUGA
Molecule: messenger RNA, 717 nt
Organism: Penaeus monodon (black tiger shrimp)
Lineage: Eukaryota; Metazoa; Arthropoda; Malacostraca; Decapoda; Penaeidae
Product: repetitive proline-rich cell wall protein 2-like
Exons: 2
Coding region: 1-717 (238 amino acids)
Source: RefSeq, a predicted model, not a curated record